ACGUUUUGUUCCGAGACACUCUGUCAAUGUAAAGAUCCAAGACAUGCAGCUGGAGGCUGGAAGGGCCCACUCAGUUGAGUUGACUGCACGUGAUGUAGUACCCCUCGUUACCCCUCCAGAGCUGAACGGCUGAGCUUGGAAGCGAUCGUCGGUACCUGCCAUUGCAACCCACAACUUCUGUCCUACCAGUCUACAGAUAUCACAAGGUAUCUACACCAAUUGAUUCUUUUCAAGACUACAUCUAAAUCAAGCAAACCAACCCUGGGAACCAAAAUGUCCUCCCAACCAUCGAACCCCGCACUCACCCUCUACGACAUCAAAAUGGCCCCGCCCAUAACAACCAGCUCCUGCGCCCCGAACCCCUGGAAAGCGCGCCAGGCGCUGAACUUCAAGUCGGUCCCUUUCAAAACAACCUGGAUUGACUUGCCGGACAUCACCAAAACCCGAAUUGGCCUCGGCGUCCCCGCCGGCCGCCAAUUCGCCGACGGGACGGACUUCCAUACGCUGCCAAUCCUUGUUAACGAGGAGACCGGCGAGAAGAUCGGAGACUCACUUGAUAUCGCGAUUUAUCUCGAUGAAAAGUAUCCUCAUUCCGGCAGGGGCCGCCUCCUCCCGGAGGAGAACAUGGAGUUUCUGCUCGAGUACAGCUACAAGGAUACAGACAUCCUCGUCCCGCUCUCCGGUAUCAGCGCCGCAGCAUCGCAACCAAAGUACGUGCCCUACGCGCACUUCAACCGCCACGUCGACGCAGCCUUUACAGCACAUACACUGCUCAUGGCCUACGGAAUGAAAUUUGUCCCCGAGACGGCCGAAAUCACCAAGGCGGAAUUCGCGCGCCGCGCGUCGAUGCCUAGUUUCGACGCCUUCAAAGUCGAGGGAGAACCCCGGCGGGCGAUUAUGGAGUCGUUCAAGACGGCGCUCGGGGAUCUUGCGCGGGUCUUUAAUAGGGAUACCUCUGGUCCGUUUAUUCUGGGCGCAAAGGCGUGUCAUGCGGAUUUUAUUGUAGGGGGUUGGUUGCGGUUCGCGCAGGUUUGCUUGCACCCGGAGGAGUGGGAGGAGGUGAGAGACUGGCAUGGGGGCGUGUUUGGGAGGGUGUUUGAUGAGUUGGGUGCGUUUCGGGAGAUUAAAUAGGGUGCUGGUCUAGUGCCCAGGGGUCGGUCGUACAUGUUAUGAGCGCGGUUGGGUUGGGGGUUAUAUGGGGCGCGAUGUGCCGCUCUGCCUGUCAUUACCAUCUAUUGAUAUUUGUUAUCGCCAAGUCAGAACGGCUUGGAGCUGAGAAAAACACACAGAAGACUGUCACUGAAUCUCCAGCAUCGAGGUAGCGCAAGAGCAGCCGCUAGACGUCUUUUAUGCCAUACUUGGGCAUUGGAUGAUGAACAUAGCGAGCCUUGGGAACGCUGUCCCCUUCCAAUUUCGGCUCUAGAAUACUCCGGCAUACCCGGCCAAGCUGAACGUGCCCCUUCUCUACUUCGUGCGGCUCUUAGAUCACUACUUUCCGAAUGGCGAGCCCUUGAUAACCGCAAGAGGCCUGUGUACGUGACCAGUCUAAACGCAUCAAGUACCCUUCAGUUUAACGGUAACCUACUCCCUCGGCGGCCCCUCAACCGCAGCCUCAACCCGCUUGCGAAGCUCCAUAACCCAAAACACCUGAUUCCCAAAGACCCCAAGACCAUUGCGCUUCCUCUGACUGGGCCUGGAUUCCAGGGAGUCCAGCUCCUCCUUCUCCAAGUGCCGCACAUCCACCUCGCCGCUGUCUUUCCCCGCCGGGAGGCGGAUCUCGUACGUCGCGGUAUACAGCUUUUCGAAGGACACGUAGCGUGGUUCCCAUUGCGGCCACCGGCGGUGGGAACUUCCGGCCCAGAGGGUGAGGGUGAAUGUGUCCGUGUUGAGGCCGGCUUGUUUGCGCUCGGUGAAGAAGGAUUGCGCGAUGCUGCGGAUGGAGGCGUAGUUUAUUGUUGGGGUUAUAGGGUGUUUUGUGUCUGGGAGGCCGAGCUCAAAGUGGAGCGAGAGCGAUUGUAGGUUCUUGAACCCAGUUGCAAG
Messenger RNA from Aspergillus calidoustus, 2040 nucleotides. Lineage: Eukaryota; Fungi; Ascomycota; Eurotiomycetes; Eurotiales; Aspergillaceae. The record is from the annotation of a GenBank genome assembly.